AUGGGGGAGCCAGGGAACUGUCCCAGCUACUGGGCCAGGCUGGAGGGCAGUGACACUGAGUGGAUCAGUGAUCGGGGCAGCAGUCCCAGCUACUGGGCCAGGCUGGAGGGCAGUGACACUGAGUGGAUCAGUGAUCGGGGCAGCACUCCCAGCUACUGGACCAGGCUGGAUGGCAGUGACACUGAGUGGAUCAGUGAUAGGGGCAGCAGUCCCAGCUACUGGACCAGGCUAGAGGGCAGUGACACUGAGUGGAUCAGUGAUAGGGGCAGCAGUCCCAGCUACUGGACCAGGCUGGAUGGCAGUGACACUGAGUGGAUCAGUGAUAGGGGCAGCAGUCCCAGCUACUGGACCAGGCUGGAUGGCAGAGACACUGAGUGGAUCAGUGAUAGGGGCAGCAGUCCCAGCUACUGGGCCAGGCUGGAGGGCAGUGACACUGAGUGGAUCAGUGAUCGGGGCAGCACUCCCAGCUACUGGACCAGGCUAGAGGGCAGUGACACUGAGUGGAUCAGUGAUAGGGGCAGCAGUCCCAGCUACUGGGCCAGGCUGGAUGGCAGUGACACUGAGUGGAUCAGUGAUAGGGGCAGCAGUCCCAUCUACUGGGCCAGGCUGGAGGGCAGUGACACUGAGUGGAUCAGUGAUCGGGGCAGCAGUCCCAGCUACUGGACCAGGCUGGAUGGCAGUGACACUGAGUGGAACAGUGAUAGGGGCAGCAGUCCCAGCUACUGGACCAGGCUGGAUGGCAGUGACACUGAGUGGAUCAGUGAUCGGGGCAGCAGUCCCAGCUACUGGGCCAGGCUGGAUGGCAGUGACACUGAGUGGAUCAGUGAUAGGGGCAGCAGUCCCAGCUACUGGGCCAGGCUGGAGGGCAGUGACACUGAGUGGAUCAGUGAUCGGGGCAGCAGUCCCAGCUACUGCGCCAGGCUAGAGAGCAGUGACACUGAUUGGAUCAGUGAUAGGGGCAGCAGUCCCAGCUACUGGGCCAGGCUAGAGGGCAGUGACACUGAGUGGAUCAGUGAUCGGGGCAGCAGUCCCAGCUACUGGGCCAGGCUGGAGGGCAGUGACACUGAGUGGAUCAGUGAUCGGGGCAGCAGUCCCAGCUACUGGGCCAGGCUGGAGGGCAGUGACACUGAGUGGAUCAGUGAUAGGAGCAGCAGUCCCAGCUACUGGGCCAGGCUGGAGGGCAGUGACACUGAGUGGAUCAGUGAUCGGGGCAGCAGUCCCAGCUACUGGGCCAGGCUGGAGGGCAGUGACACUGAGUGGAUCAGUGAUAGGGGCAGCAGUUUUGGAGCACAUCUGCUGAGACAUCUCUCCGGCGGCUUCCGACGGUGGUUCGACCUUCGCCAGAAAGCGUCGACGUAG
This is a messenger RNA of Lethenteron reissneri (Far Eastern brook lamprey), 1359 nucleotides long. RefSeq names its product LWamide neuropeptides-like. The record is from RefSeq and is a predicted model, not a curated record. NCBI's taxonomy places the organism in Eukaryota, Metazoa, Chordata, Hyperoartia, Petromyzontiformes, Petromyzontidae.